AUGACCACCAAGACUUCCAUCUUCCUCACCGGCGCUACUGGUUUGAUCGAUGGAUCCGUACUCGCACGUCUUCUCGCACAUCCUAAGGCUGCAGACUUCGAGAUUAUUGCUCUGGUACGCAGCGAGGCGAAAGGGAGGCUUUUGCAGGCGAACUUCGGCGUGAAGCCUCUCGUCGGCAGCUUGCAAGAUGUCGACAAGAUCGCCGCCGUUUCCGAGGCUGCGAACGUUAUCAUCAACACGGCCGACUGUGACGACCUCCCUUCCGCCGAGGCCAUUUUGUCCGGUAUGAAAGCUCGCCACGAUAAGACCGGAGAGGUGCCCAUCUUGAUACACACUUCCGGCACUGCCAUGCUUAUCAACGACGCCAAAGGUGUCUACCUCGCGGAGACAGUCUAUGAUGACAUGAACCUUGAGCAAAUCAAGUCCAUCCCCCCAUCGGCUCUCCACCGCCAUGUCGACAUCCCUAUCGUCGAGGCUGACGUCGCCGGAUACAUCCGCGCGCACAUCGUGGCGCCGAGCGUCGUCUACGGGGUCGCAAAGCACGCGCUCGUCGACGCCGGGAUCGCCAACCCGUUCAGCAUGUGCGGUCAGCUUCUCGCGCGCGCUGCCAUCAAGCGUGGUCGCCCGGUGAUCGUCGGCGAGGGGAAGUGCUCAUGGAGUCACGUGCACAUCGACGACAGCACGAACUGUCGGUGCAAGGGGAGCCGAUCUCGGGGUCAAGUUGGGUGGAAGCCGAGGCACGACAUGAAGAACUUUGACGCGAGCACUGUGGAAGACUUCCGGGGGGUACUAGAGACGGAGAACAAAUAG
Epithele typhae is the source of this 810-nucleotide messenger RNA. RefSeq lists its product as uncharacterized. The record is from RefSeq and is a predicted model, not a curated record. The coding region runs from base 1 to 810 and encodes 269 amino acids. The transcript is spliced from 5 exons. NCBI's taxonomy places the organism in Eukaryota, Fungi, Basidiomycota, Agaricomycetes, Polyporales, Epitheliaceae.